Periophthalmus magnuspinnatus is the source of this 2167-nucleotide messenger RNA. It is a transcript of the gene abcg5, whose product is annotated as ATP-binding cassette, sub-family G (WHITE), member 5. Gene Ontology annotation, cellular component: plasma membrane. The record is from RefSeq and is a predicted model, not a curated record. NCBI's taxonomy places the organism in Eukaryota, Metazoa, Chordata, Actinopteri, Gobiiformes, Gobiidae. The transcript has 14 exons. Gene Ontology annotation, biological process: cholesterol homeostasis. The coding region runs from base 184 to 2148 and encodes 654 amino acids. Gene Ontology annotation, molecular function: ABC-type transporter activity; ATP binding; ATP hydrolysis activity.
CUCAAGAGGGUUUUUUUCUUUUUGCUCCACUUUAUACAACCAUGGAUCAAAGUUCUCGAGAUAACACAGUAUUAGGGUUUAUUGUCCCUGGUUAGCGGCAGCAGCUCACCGUCCCUGAUUGUCAAGUGCAGAUACAUUUCACUCACACAUGUCUCCGUAGGUGUUUUGGAAAAGGCUGCAGACAUGGAGGGCUUCUACUCUCUGAAGACAGUGGGACAGGAGGAGGCGACCAGCUUCAACCAGUCCUUCAAACUGGUGAAACGGGACACAUGGAGGGACAGGGCUGAGGGACUGUCGGAGCCGUCCUGCUCCCUCAGUGUCGACAAGAUCUCGUACACAGUCAGUGAGCGCUUGGGUCCGUGGUGGGACUUACCCUCCUACAGGAAGAGAUGGACCCGGCAGAUCCUCAAUGACGUCUCGUUCCACGUGGACAGCGGCCAGAUCAUGGGGAUUCUGGGGAAUUCAGGAUCGGGGAAAACCACACUUCUAGACGCGAUUUCUGGAAGGAUCGGAAACAGCGGCGUCCUGUUGGGUGAGGUCUUUAUAAACGGGAGGAAACUGAAGAGAGAAGAGUAUCAGGACUGUUUCUCCUACGUGCUACAGAGCGAUAACCUGCUGAGUUAUCUGACAGUAGAAGAGACUCUGACCUACACGGCGCAGCUCGCUCUGAGGAAACAUUCAGCUGAAGCCAUCAAGAAAAAGGUGUCGGCGGUGAUGGCCGAGCUGAGCCUGACUCACGUGGCCCACAGCGUGAUCGGCGGACGCGUUUUUACCGGGAUUUCAGGCGGAGAGCGGAGAAGAGUGUCGAUAGCGAGCCAACUCCUGCAAGAUCCACGGGUGAUACUGCUGGACGAGCCAACCACAGGCCUGGACAGUAUGACGGCCAAUCAGAUCGUGGUGCUGCUCGCGGAGCUGGCGCGCAGAGACAGGAUCGUCAUCGUGACCAUCCAUCAGCCGCGCUCCGAACUGUUCAGGGUUUUCAGCAGAAUCGCCAUAAUGAGCCGCGGAGAACUCGUGUUUUGUGGCCAACCUCAGGAGAUGGUGGACUUCUUCAGCCAGUGCGGAUACGAGUGUCCCGAGUACUGCAACCCUUUCGAUAUUUACGUGGAUUUCACGUCUGUGGACACGCGCAGCAGUGAACGAGAAGCCGCAACCCUGAGCCGCAUGCGCGAGAUCGCCUCCACGUACCAGCGCUCGGACGUUUAUAUGAACAUGUUGGCCAAAAUAGAGCAGAGUUUACAGCAGUCAGACAAACCGGCCAUCCCCUUUAAGAGCAAAGAAUCACCGAGCGGAGCGGCCAAACUCGAGGUUCUGCUGAGACGAACGGCACGUAACCUGUCCCGGGACCGGAUGGGCGUCCUGAUGCGUCUGUCGCAGAACCUGAUCUACGGGCUGUUUGUGGCGUUCUUCGUGAUGCGUCUGGAUGUGGACGUGGCCAAAGGGGCGAUUCAGGACCGCAUUGGCAUCAUCUACCAGAGCAUCGCCGCGUCGCCCUACACCGGCAUGCUCAACGCUGUAGCGCUCUUCCCUGCGCUGAGAGCGAUCGGGGACCAGGAGAGUCAGGACGGCCUCUACAGCAAAUGGCAGAUGUUUUUGGCGUACGUGUUCCACAUCCUGCCCUUCAGCCUCCUCAGUGUUUGCAUUUUCACUUCCUUCCUUUACUGGACGAUUGGAAUGAACCCCCACACUCUGCGUUUCCUCUGUUACACGGCCGUAGUGCUGGUCCCUCAUAUUAUAGGGGAGCUGCUGACAGUGGUUCUCCUCGGCGUGGUCCAGGAUCCAAACAUGGUGAACACUGGUGUGGCUCUGUUGAAUAUCGCUGGGAUUCUGGUGGGCUCUGGUUUCCUCAGGAGCACGCAGCAGAUGCCUCAGGUCUUUCAGUGGCUCAGUUAUUUGACGUUCCAGAAGUACAGCUGUGAACUGCUCAUCGUCACUGAGUUUUAUGGGCUCAAUUUCUCCUGCAACGAUUCUCAGCCGUUACCAGGAGGCUGUGUGAUCAGUCAGGGCGAUCAGCUCAUUGACCAGGGCUACCCUGGUGCCCUGUCACGUUACACGCUGGACUUCGUCCUCCUCUACGCUUUUCUUCCUGCUCUGCUCUUAUUGGGCAUGAUCAGUUUCAAAAUUAGGGACAGGGUCAUUCGCCACUGAAGCCGCUGCAACAGAAUGA